CUUCUGAGUGAAUCAAAUUUAUUCCAUUCAAAGAAAAAAUAAAUAAUUUAACUCAUCUCUUCUUUUUUCUUUGGAGUCGAACUAGUUCAUUUGACUUCAACAUGUAGUCUUUAUAUUUUGGAAAGGAAGAACUCUUGAUUUCCAAUGCUGAUGUUUUGAAACAAGCAAACGCUUGCAAAGAUCUGCUCUUCCCAGUAGCCUAAAAACCUUUAAGUCUACCUGAAGAAUCUGUUUCUUUAUAUGGAUCAACUUUGAUUUUUACCAGCAGAGUGGGGCUGGAGCCCAGUUGAUACUAGACUUCGUAGGUCUACUAAUACAUCUGUGAUAAACUAAAAGUUGUUCACAACCACUGUCCCUCCACUACUCCUCACAGGGACACAUCACCUGAAUGAACACGCGCUGCCAGGUGAAGUGUGACCUCAUGCUUUGUAAUCUCUUUAUCUCUGCUGCUCAGCCAGCGUCUAAAGGGGACAGGGAGCUAAUCUCAAUGGGAACAUUGGGUAAUACCAUUGCAUAAGGUUUCAUCCUCACAAAAGCCAGAAGAUCACUGAGAUAAACCUUAGCUGCAAACAUAUCACUCACACAAGGAGCACUCCGCUACACCUGCAAACUAAAGCGUUCUGAAUAUACAAACUGCGGAUAUGAACACAUGUGCAUAUUUGUCGUCCCCUUUGUUGUGUUGGCCCCAUUUUUGUUGCCCUGAGCUGAUGUGAGUGAUUUGAAGAGAUUGGGACAGACCUAAAUUCAAACAGGAUUAUGGUUCAUGACACCACCUUAAUCCUCCGUCUAUCAGUGAGGAGUAGAGGGUGAAUGCAGGGAGAGGUGAGCUGUGAGGGGUGGGGCCAGAGAGGCAUGUACACUGUAUACACUGGUCUGAUGGCUCAAACACAUGUGUGCCCCCUGCCCUCCUCUCUCUUUGUCCAUCAGUGUACAGUAUUCUGUUAGAGAGCACAGAGAGGCAGACGAUGACGGCAGCGCUCUGCUCACUGGGACUGGACUUUCUGCAGUAACGCAAACUGUGUGAGACUUUAGCAUGUAAGUGAACAAAUUGAAUUUUCCUGGAUGUUGCUGUGCCAGAAGAACAACUUCUUUUGUUGUGCCGCUUGCAAUGGAUUCCACCACUUUGUUUUGAUGCAGAGCAGCAAUUUAGAAACUUGAUGACCUUGUCUCCAGCCUGCUGCAAACAUGCCUGGAAGCCAUUACCAGGUGACGACCUCCAAGUUCCACCACAGCACCUACAGUCUGACGGACAGCUCCGAAAACGGCCCAGAAGACGAGGAAGCCGACGGCUCGCCGCGCCUCACCCCUCUGCAGAAGCUCACCGCCAGCAUGUGCAAGGACGAGAAUACAAUCAAGGAGCUGAUCAUAGGCCGCAGGGUGGGCUUCUACAAGGUCCGCGGGGAGAUUGGCUGCGGGACCUUCUCCAGGGUCAAACUGGCUUUUCAUGCCCUGACUAAAGACAAAGUCGCCCUGAAGAUCCUGGAUAAGACACGGUUGGACUCUCAGGCCCAGCGUCUGCUCUCCAGGGAGAUCAGCAGCAUGGAGGUGCUCCGUCACCCCAACGUGGUGUGUCUGUACGAGGUGGUGGAGAUGCCGAGCCGCCUUUACCUGGUGCUGGAGUACGCGGGAGGAGGAGACCUCCACAACAAGAUCUGCAACGAGGGAAAACUGUCGGACACCACCAGCAAGAUCACCUUCGCCCAGAUCCUCUCUGCCAUCAAAUAUAUGCACAGCCUCAACGUCAUCCACCGGGACCUGAAGGCGGAGAACGUACUGUUCACCAGCAGCGGCUGCGUCAAGGUGGCCGACUUUGGAUUCAGCACGCAGAUUCCAAACCGCAACGACGCCCUGGACACCUUCUGUGGCUCUCCACCCUACGCCGCCCCGGAGCUCUUCAAGGACGAGUGCUACCAGGGGCCCCCAGUGGACGUGUGGGCCAUGGGUGUCCUGCUCUUCUUCAUGGUGACCGGCACCAUGCCGUUCCGCGCUGAGACCAUGGGGAAGCUGCGGCGCUGCAUCAUCGACGCCGCCUAUAUGGUCCCUCCGUGGGUGCCCGGGCCCUGCCAGAGGCUCAUCAAGGGCAUCUUGAAGACGUCCCCCACGGACCGUUAUGCCGUCGACCAGAUGCUGGGCUGUGAUUGGCUCUUACCUGUGGAGUUUCCCUGGUCGCUGGUGCCUUCCGAACCGACGAGCUCUUUGCAGAGCCUGAUCGACUCGGAGCCCUGGGGCCUGGAGGAGGAAGAGGAGGAGGUCAGGAGCUCGCUGGAGGAGCUCGGCAUCACCGCAGAGCACCUCAGGAACAAUCAGCUCAAAGACAGCCGCAGCCCCAUCACCGGGGUGUAUCGAAUCCUGCUGCACCAAGCCCAGAAGAGGAAGGGCUGCGACAGUCCCCCAGUGGUACGAGGGAUGGUGAGGGACCCCAAGAGGGAGGGGCUCCGGGCCUACAGGGGCCUCAGACACACCUCCAAACUGUGUGUGCUUUCAUAAGCAGACUGAAAGAGAUGCUUCAGCAGCUUUUAUACACACUCCUUCUUUUAUACAAACACAAAACUAGUAGCAGUAGUGAUUUUUUAUUGAACAUUUUACAUUGUUCACUGAAAAGUGUUUUGUAGUUUUUAAUGACAAAUACAUUUAAGCUUUUGAUACCUAUGUUUAAUCCCUCCAGUGCAACUUUCUGGUAUAGCCUAAGGUAUAUGUAAAAGUGCCUGAUGAAAAAAAGAAAAGUCAAAGUUGUAAAAGCAUCCUUAUACAUUCAGCUAAAGAGUGUUUUGCCUUUCUCAAAUGAUUUGCUUUGUAAGGAUUUUUAGAGACGUAAAUGUAUUUAUAUAUGUAUAAGCAGUGUUCCAAAGAAGAGAAGCAAAAAUGAGAGAAAUGUCAGAAAAUACAAAACGUCAUGUAACAUGUUCCCCGAGUCAGAGAGCCAUUAAAGAAUAGAUUGCAGUGAUAUAAAAGAAAAAACUGCACUGGUCUAAAGUGGAUUUCCAUCAGCUGACCCAAGAGAAGUUCCUUGCAAAAUAUAUUUGUGCACCUGAUUUUUGCUUUUCAGUCCUUCAGUGUGCACAGUGGAGGUUUAGCGGGCAGCAUUGUAAGUCUGAUAAAGAGAAAUCUCACAGACACUUAAACCAAUUCUGUCUGUUGAAAGGAUUCUUAUUGUUCAUGGAAAACUAAAUAAAGUGGUGAAAAAAGAA
This is a messenger RNA of Acanthopagrus latus (yellowfin seabream), 3188 nucleotides long. Its product is annotated as serine/threonine-protein kinase NIM1. Gene Ontology annotation, molecular function: tau-protein kinase activity; protein serine/threonine kinase activity; ATP binding. Bases 1186 to 2487 code for a protein of 433 amino acids. Gene Ontology annotation, biological process: intracellular signal transduction; protein phosphorylation; microtubule cytoskeleton organization. The transcript has 4 exons. The record is from RefSeq and is a predicted model, not a curated record. Gene Ontology annotation, cellular component: cytoplasm. Lineage: Eukaryota; Metazoa; Chordata; Actinopteri; Spariformes; Sparidae.